AUGUCGAAUCGUCAGAUGGCUCGCGAUAUGCAAGUCGAGUUUCAGGCUCGAUUCCAAGCCAAACAGGCUCGUCGCGAGGCCCAAAAGGCCGCCAAGCAGGACCCCAUUCUCAAAAAGCAGAUCCAGGAUCUCCUUAAGAAGGGUGAGACGCAAAAGGCGUAUCAGAAGGCCAAGAUGCUACUUUCCAAGCAGGCGCUUGCUCAGCAGAUGGACCAGAUGGCCGAUAUGGCUGAGCUGUCUGCUGCACAGAUUCAGGCCAACAACUCAAUGAACCGCAUGACUCAGAUGAUGGCCCAGUCGUCGCGAACUAUGAAUGUGGCCCAGAAGAAUACCAACCCCGAAAAGACUCUUGUUACCCUCGAGCAGUUCAAACAACAAAACGAAGAAUACGCCAUGUCCAACGGCAUCUAUCAAGAUGCCAUCACCCAAUCUACCUCGACUCAAGUUGGCGAAGACGCUGUCCACGAGCUACUCGGAAAGCUGGCCGAUGAUGCUGGCCUCGAGCUCAGCAAGGAACUCAACCAAGCGACGCCUUCAAAUGCCGAGCCUGCGCAGACCAACGAGCCCAGCGCCGAAGAGGAGGAUAAGCUUCAGCAGAGGCUGCGGGCCCUCCGUGCAUAG
Messenger RNA from Fusarium coffeatum, 621 nucleotides. RefSeq lists its product as uncharacterized. The record is from RefSeq and is a predicted model, not a curated record. NCBI's taxonomy places the organism in Eukaryota, Fungi, Ascomycota, Sordariomycetes, Hypocreales, Nectriaceae. Bases 1 to 621 code for a protein of 206 amino acids. The transcript is spliced from 2 exons. Gene Ontology annotation, cellular component: multivesicular body; ESCRT III complex. Gene Ontology annotation, biological process: late endosome to vacuole transport; endosome transport via multivesicular body sorting pathway; protein transport.